UUAGAUUGCACACGGCAGCCGCGACCGUUUCAUGGAUAACAGAUCAUCUUUGUCAUCAGCAGCAGCGCAAAGUGUUUAUAUAUGCACCAGUAAUCAAGUUAGUUUAAUUAAAGAGUGAUUGUGUUUUUUGGUUCUGUUUAAAACAGUGACGUUUGUGAUCAUACCAGAUGAAAUCUAAUUAUCUAGGAAUAUUCUCGACUAUAGAAUAGUUUCAAGCUGGUUUACUUAUAAACUGAAGUGCUAUGCAAAGUUUGGAGUUUGGAGUUUUAAUAUACUGAUCUUUCCACAUACGUUUUUUUCCAAAAUAAUUGUACAAUAAUACUUGUGCAUGCAGUGAAGUAGUAAAUAACGUUCCAAGGUGUACUAAUCUGUACAAAUCACCAGGCAUCUCCAUUACUGCAGCCAUUCGUCAAACCAGUAACAGCAUUUUUAUCGUGCCACGAUCGUCACCGAACAAAACAUCUAGUCUUUCGUAAUCCGAUCCCGUGUGCUUGCGAUGAACCGAUCGGAUGCCAAACCGAUCAACGAACCGAUCACCGAAGAGCGGCUGUGCUCUUCAUUUGAGUGACAGAUCAAUUUACACUAAUACGAUCAGUGAGUGCGGAACGUUCCAAUAGCUGUGAUCCUGUGCUUCCGUUCCUAUACUUCUCAAUGGAUUUACUUUUUCCGGUUACAUUCCGAAAGCGCCCGUCCCAGCUAUUUUUUGGCGCUUCAGACGGAACGUCCAUUGAGAAGCUUCCGGAUAAGGUCAUCCUGCAUAUCUUUUCCUAUCUGAGCCACUUGGAGAUAUGUCGCAUGGCAACGGUAUGCCGCCGUUGGCGCACGAUAGCGUACAACACGCAGCUCUGGAAAAAUGUGUCGCUGCGGCCGGAAGUUUCGGGGCUGCACGUCGGUUCGCUGGAGUCAUUGCUGCAGCUCAUCUCGGUGCGAUUCGGAUCAUCGUUGCGUUACAUCGAGCUGCCAAUAGAGCUUAUCACGCACACCGUGCUGCAUGAGCUGUCCUCGAAAUGUCCGAAUCUGACGCACAUGCUUUUGGAUUUCUCUACGGCCAUGCAGCUGCAUGACUUCAGCGAAAUGCAAGCGUUCCCGGCUAAGCUUCGUUACAUGUGCAUCUGCCUGUCGGAGGUCAUCUUCAUGGAGGGUUUCAUGCGCAAAAUUUACAACUUUAUCAACGGGCUCGAGGUACUGCAUCUGAUCGGCACGUACGAGAAAGGUGAGGAGGAAGAGGAGGAAAUCUAUGAGGUCAUCAACGUCCAUAAGCUCAAAUCUGCCACACCGAACUUGCGCGUGAUCAAUUUAUACGGCAUCAAUUUCAUCGAUGAUUCGCACAUCGAUGCAUUCAGCUCCAACUGUAUCCAGCUCGAGUGUCUCGCUGUUAACUACUGCAACAAGGUCGUUGGAUCGACCUUGAAGGCGCUGCUGGCGAGAUCGAAGCAGCUGAAAUGCUUACUGAUGAACGGUACAAACCUGAAGUCGGAGUACGUGAUGCAAGCAGAGUGGGACAAAUGUUCGGUGCAAGAGUUGGACAUCUCGGGCACCGAUCUGUCGACCGAGUGUCUUAUCGAUGUCUUGACGAGAAUCCCUACGCUGCGCUUUUUGAGCGCUGGUCAGAUUAAUGGCUUUAACGACUCCGUGCUGAAGGCAUGGAUGGAAAGUGGCAAUCCGAAAAGCCUGAUCGCGCUAGAUCUGGACUCUUCCGACAAUGUGUCAGACGAAGCUCUGGCCCGGUUCAUCACGCGUUACGGUGCGCAGCUGCAGGCAUGCGUGCUUUCUGGCAUGACGCACAUCACGGAUCAGCUGUGGAUGACCAUCAUGCCAAUUUUGACCAACAUUCGUAUCAUCGUGAUGGGUACAACGGAGCGGCUUGGUGGUAACAUACACGUGGACCAGCUGAUGGAUACGAUUGGUUCGCACUGUACCAAACUGGAACGUUUGGAGCUUCGUUGGGAUCCGGAAAAUCUACGAUUCUCGGACAAGAGUCAGAAAGCGAUCGAUUUACUGCGUGUAAAGUGUUUGAAGCUCCGCUGUCUUGUGCUGAGUGAUGGGCGCUACUACGAAACGGUGAAAGCCAACUUUGAACGUGCUGACCGGACGACCGUGGUUCGCACCACCACCAGCUGUCGUGUGUCGGCGUACCAUGUGUUGAGCAAUUACAACGAUUUGGUUUUCAAUUGAGUUUUUUUUUGUCGCUUAUAAUAUCCAAAGACGGUGUUUUUUUACAGUUACUAAUUUCAGAUGCAGUUCGUUCAUUCGAAACAGAAAAAACUUCAUUUUAUUGUAAACUAUGUGAGAAAUUGUUGAAAUAAAUGUUGUUUUUAAUCUCUAA
Molecule: messenger RNA, 2326 nt
Organism: Anopheles stephensi (Asian malaria mosquito)
Lineage: Eukaryota; Metazoa; Arthropoda; Insecta; Diptera; Culicidae
Gene: FipoQ
Product: F-box/LRR-repeat protein 7
Exons: 5
Coding region: 652-2175 (507 amino acids)
Biological process (GO): SCF-dependent proteasomal ubiquitin-dependent protein catabolic process; positive regulation of protein ubiquitination
Cellular component (GO): SCF ubiquitin ligase complex
Molecular function (GO): protein binding
Source: RefSeq, a predicted model, not a curated record